This is a messenger RNA of Castor canadensis (American beaver), 444 nucleotides long. The record is from RefSeq and is a predicted model, not a curated record. Lineage: Eukaryota; Metazoa; Chordata; Mammalia; Rodentia; Castoridae.
AUGAACCAGUUUUGUCUUGGCUCUGAACAUGCCAUUCAGACUGAGCAAGACCAAGGUGAGUCAAAGCCACAGUCCUGCUUGCAAUCAAUGGAAGUGCCAAGAAGGCAGGCAAAUGCUAGUGGCCUUUAUCACCACAGGAUCAAUUUCCACAAAUUUAAGAAAGUUGGCAUGAGGCAUUACCACUUAAAGAGGAACCAGAGCUUCUGCACAGCUAUAGACCUUGUCAAAUUGAGGUUGUUGGUCAUUGAGCAGACAAGAGGAAAAGCUGCCAAAAACAUGACUGGUGCCAACCCCAACAUAGAUAUAGUGAAAUCAGUCUGCUCCAAACUUCUGGGAAAGAGAAAGCUCCCUGAGCAGCCUGUCAUCAUGAAGUACAAAGUUUUAAGCAGAAUUGCUGAAGACAGGACAAAAGGUUUUUCAUGUACCUGUGCCCUCGUGGUUUGA